Messenger RNA from Emiliania huxleyi CCMP1516, 624 nucleotides. RefSeq lists its product as hypothetical. Bases 1 to 624 code for a protein of 207 amino acids. Gene Ontology annotation, molecular function: sugar-phosphatase activity; beta-phosphoglucomutase activity. The record is from RefSeq and is a predicted model, not a curated record. The transcript has 3 exons. NCBI's taxonomy places the organism in Eukaryota, Haptophyta, Isochrysidales, Noelaerhabdaceae.
AUGUCUCUCCCCGACGGCCAGCGCACCAUCGGUCCACACUUUGUUGCCGACGCCGACCUGGCCGGCCUCCUAUUCGACUGCGACGGCACGCUCAUUGACACGAUGCCACUCUUCUAUCACUCGUGGGCCGAGGUGUGCCCUCAGCACGGCCUAUCGAUGUCGGAGGACGACUUUUACGGCUUCGCGGGGAAGCCGCUGCCCGACAUCGUGCGGGAGAUGCACCGCGCUCAAAAGGGCACCGACGCGACCGACGCCUUUGUGGCCGCCUUUCUGGCGGAGAAGAAGCGGGCGCACCUGCAGGCCGAGGAGAAGAUCGGCGCGCCGGCGCCGAUUGCGUGCGUGGUGGCGCUCGCGCGUGGGGCGCUCGCGCGAGGAGAGGCUGCCAACAGGUUGCGGGAGCACGUGGAGCGGCACCUCGAGAGCGCUGGGCUCGCGGACAUCUUCAACUCGAGGCUGGGGAACGUGGUGUGCGCGGCGGAGGCACACGCCGCCGGCUGCCACGUGGUCGACGUCACGUCCAUGGCGGGCUACCCGUCGUGCGACGGGCUGAGGCGCGCGAAGCAGGCGGCGGAGGCGAGCCGCGCUUGGCUCUCACCGCCAGGGGCUGCAGCUGUGCCGCCGUGA